AUGAAAAGAACAGUUGAUAUUUACAAAGCAAAUGCGAAGAAACCAAAACAGGCGAUUGGUAGCAAAUCACAGACGUCAUAUGCAGCAUACUUGAAUAGUGAUGUUAAGACCAUUGCUAAAUUGUACUGAUUGUUAGCAUUUACAUGAGGAAGGAAAACCUUACCCAAAUCACCAACAAUUACUUUAUCAAGAAUCUACGCAUUGAACAGACACAGAAAUCCAGUGCCAAACAGCUCAAGACCAAUUUCUCUUAGUUGAGAUAGCCCAGAUCUGCUACCAUUGAUGCCAAGAACUCUUAAAAAAGUACUCUGACUUCUUUAACAAGCAGAAAUAUCCAGACCCUAUGAAUCACUGUAACCCAAGAGAUAGACAGCAGUGGAAUCCACUCAGAAUCUCAUCAAAUAAUAUGCCAAUUAAAAGUAGAAGACCAAUGUGGAUAAAAGAAAUUUAUGGCACAAUUUUGUAACAGAAUCUAUAUUCAUAUUGUACAGCUUAACAAUUCCAUCAUCGACCAAUAAGUGCGCAGAGCUCAGAGUUCAAGUACUCACAACAUGAGAUCAGAACCAAAGAGCGAUCUCAAAUAUAGAUCGGCUCAAUCUUUGCAUUACAAUCGUGAUUUCUUACAAUUCAAACUCUCCUUCAGUAGCAGAACAAGACAAGGUCAAUUGGCAUCCAACCCCAAUAAAACUAAUUAGGACACUUUUAUUUGCGAAACCAACAUCGUCUCUGAUAUGCAUCUCUUCUCUGUCUGUGAUGGUCAUGGUUAAAAUGGGCAUUUUGUUUCAUAAUAUGUUAGAGAUCAUUUCACCAAAAUACUCAAAAGAGAUCAUCAAUUAAAAUAACAUCCCAGACAAGCCAUCGUCAAAUCUAUCUCUGUCCUAGCAAACCUAAUCAAUUAACAACCAUUUGACACUCAAUUCAGUGGCACUACCAUGAAUGCCAUCCUCAUCCAAGAUGGAGGACACCUAAUCUGCUCCAAUGUCGGAGACAGUAGAGCUAUCAUUGGCAAAUUGGGAAACAAUUAAAAAUUCAAACCAUUCCCCCUCUCCAUCGAUCAUAAACCAUGUCUUGAAAAAGAAAUGAACAGAAUCCACAUGCAUGGCGGAAGAGUAGACACCUACUAUGAUGAUCAAGGUAUCAUCUAUUAAUCCAUUAGGUAAUUCGAUCGGACCUGCUCGAGUUUGGGUCAGAGAUGGAAAUUACCCAGGAUUGGCUAUGAGUCGAAGUCUUGGUGAUUAAAUUGCACAAUCAGUAGGUGUGUCCAGUGUUCCUGGUAAUUUAGUGUUAUUUCUAUGUUUGUAGAGGUAUUCGAAUACUAGUUGACUCCUCAAGAUAAGUUCAUUAUUUUAGGAAGCGAUGGAGUCUGGGAAUUCAUUGACAAUCAGAGUGUUGUUGAUAUUGUAGGCAAGCAUUACAUUUAAGGGGAUUUGGAGGGUGCCUGCGAUGAAUUAAUGCAGAUAUCCUAUAAAAUGUGGACUUUAGUAAAUAAUUAUAUGAUUAACAUAGGAAGAUGAUUCAGUUGUUGAUGAUAUUACCUUCAUAGUUAUAUUCAUAAGCUGA
Messenger RNA from Paramecium octaurelia, 1560 nucleotides. The record is from the annotation of a GenBank genome assembly. Lineage: Eukaryota; Ciliophora; Oligohymenophorea; Peniculida; Parameciidae.